Macaca mulatta (Rhesus monkey) is the source of this 1221-nucleotide messenger RNA. RefSeq names its product surfeit 6 (gene SURF6). Lineage: Eukaryota; Metazoa; Chordata; Mammalia; Primates; Cercopithecidae. Gene Ontology annotation, cellular component: nucleolus. The record is from RefSeq and is marked provisional. Gene Ontology annotation, biological process: ribosomal small subunit biogenesis; ribosomal large subunit biogenesis. Gene Ontology annotation, molecular function: RNA binding; DNA binding.
GGUGGUUUCCGGCGGACGUGGUGAGAGUCGCACGCGCAGCCGGGAAGGUGUGAGUUGUGAACGGCUCGGGUCUCCGCCAUGGCCUCUCUACUCGCCAAGGACGCCUACCUGCAGAGCCUGGCCAAGAAGAUCUGCUCCCAUUCGGGCCCGGAGCAGCAGGCGCGCACGCGGGCUGGCAAAACUCGAGGCUCAGAAGCUGCAGGGCCCCCAAAAAAGAAAAGGAAGAAAACACAAAAGAAAUUCCGGCAGCGGGAAGAGAAGGCUGCUGAGCACAAGGCCAAGUCCUUGGGAGAGAAGUCUCCAGCAGCCUCUGGGGCCAGGAGGCCUGAGGCAGCCAAAGAGGAAGCAGCUGGGGCUUCCAGUUCAGCAGGGAACCCUGCAGAUGGCCUGGCCACUGAGCCUGAGUCUGUCUUUGCACUGGAUGUUCUGCGACAGCGACUGCAUGAGAAGAUCCAGGAGGCCCGGGGCCAGGGCAGUGCCAAGGAGCUGUCGCCUGCCGCCCUGGAGAAAAAGCGGAGGAGAAAGCAGGAACGGGACCGGAAGAAGAGGAAGCGAAAGGAGCUGCGGGCGAAAGAGAAGGCCAGGAAGGCUGAGGAGGCCGCGGAGGCCCAGGAGGCGGUGGAGCCAGCCCCAGAGGGUGCUUGCACGGAGCCGCGGGAGCCGCCGGGGCUGAUCUUCAAUAAGGUGGAGGUGAGCGAAGAUGAGCCGGCCAGCAAGGCUCAGCGCAGAAAGGAGAAGAGGCAGAGGGUGAAGGGGAACCUCACGCCGCUGACCGGGAGGAACUACCGGCAGCUGCUGGAGCGCCUGCAGGCACGGCAGAGCCGGCUGGACGAGCUGCGCGACCGGGAUGAGGGGAAGGCGCAGGAGCUGGAGGCCAAGAUGAAGUGGACCAACCUCCUGUACAAGGCGGAGGGCGUGAAGAUCCGCGAUGACGAGCGCCUGCUACAGGAGGCCCUGAGGCGUAAGGAGAAGCGGAGGGCGCAGCGGCAGCGCCGGUGGGAGAAACGCACGGCCGGCGUGGUGGAGAAGAUGCAGCAGCGCCAGGACCGGCGUCGGCAGAACCUGCGCAGGAAGAAGGCGGCCCGCGCCGAGCGCCGCCUGCUCAGGGCCCGCAAGAAGGGCCGCAUCCUGCCGCAGGACCUGGAGCGCGCAGGCCUGGUCUGAGUCUUUCCCACCUGGGGCUGCCGUCUCUGUCCUGGGAGGCUCCAGGGGACCCUCUGA